Messenger RNA from Salvia hispanica, 1303 nucleotides. Its product is annotated as putative WRKY transcription factor 14. Gene Ontology annotation, biological process: regulation of DNA-templated transcription. Gene Ontology annotation, molecular function: DNA-binding transcription factor activity; transcription cis-regulatory region binding. The record is from RefSeq and is a predicted model, not a curated record. Gene Ontology annotation, cellular component: nucleus. Lineage: Eukaryota; Viridiplantae; Streptophyta; Magnoliopsida; Lamiales; Lamiaceae.
UUCCCCAACAUCCCCACCUCUCUCUCUCUCUCAAAGAAACAAUCUCAGUUAUCGUCAAUCAAACUCGAGAAACCUUAAGAUCGAGGAGUGCAUGCACCGUCACUAAUUCAAAUGAAAAUCUACCAAAUUUCGUUGCCACUUGUUUAGCUAAGAUGAUGGAGAACAAUCAAGGCGACUUAGCCGAUGUAGUCGGCGCCACCACAACCGCCACCGCAACACCAUCACAACAGCCUGCUGCGGACUGGCGAUUUUCAAGAACUUCAAUCAACUACCCUCCGGAAUAUUUUGGCGAUCCAUUCACUUACAUCUCCGAUAUUCCUCUCAUCCAAACCCCUCCAACUACUUCUCACCUCUUCUACAAUUCCAAUCCCGAUCACAUGAAGAAACCCUCAAACAUUUUCUCCCGGAUGCUCGAAAUCUCUCCGAAUACGAAGCCACGUGAAUCUCAAGCGCCGCCGCCGCCGCAAAGGGAGGUGAAGAAUCCCCCUAUUUUGCAGAUCUCGUCUCCGCGAAAUGCGCCCAUCAAAAGAAGGAAAAGUCAGGCGAAGAAAGUAGUUUGUAUUCCAGCAGCAGCACCAGCAAACAGCAGAGCUACCGGAGAAGUUGUUCCAUCGGAUCUUUGGGCAUGGCGCAAGUACGGACAGAAGCCAAUCAAGGGUUCGCCUUAUCCUAGGGGCUAUUACAGAUGUAGUAGCUCAAAGGGGUGUUCGGCGAGGAAACAAGUGGAGCGGAGCCGAACCGACCCGAAUAUGCUCAUGAUCACCUACACCUCGGAGCACAACCAUCCGUGGCCGACACAGCGCAACGCUCUCGCCGGCUCCACCCGAUCUCAACCACCCAAGACCACCAAGGACUCAGAAAAGGAUACAAACCCCAAAAAUCACGACCACAAGGAAACCUCCAUUGACAACCAUGGAGCCGUCAAAGAAGAGGUGGAUAAUCGGGUUGAAGCUGAAUUCGACGAAACAUACAAGCCGGAUCAAGAUAGUUUUUUUGCCGAUUUGGGGGAAAUUGGAGAUGAUCCAUUGAGUUUAUUCGGACAAGGGUUUACAUCACGUGAUGAUGGCAAUAGUCAUAGUGAUUUGGAUCCGUUUGACUUGUAUGAUUGGGCAAUCAGCCCCACGGCGACGGAGGCGGAGGUGGUGGAGGACUCGGCCGGGAGAUCUUGAAAUGGUUCCUUUGAUAAUCUCUGUACAAUAUUUAGAAGGUGUUUUAAGAGGUUUGGGCUUGCAUGGGAAACUUUGAUUUUUUAAUGAUUGAUUUAAUAGCAAAAAAUUUACGAGGCAAUCUGGCCUUGUUAAUA